Dermatophagoides farinae (American house dust mite) is the source of this 2219-nucleotide messenger RNA. Its product is annotated as propionyl-CoA carboxylase alpha chain, mitochondrial-like. Gene Ontology annotation, molecular function: propionyl-CoA carboxylase activity; metal ion binding; ATP binding. The record is from RefSeq and is a predicted model, not a curated record. Gene Ontology annotation, cellular component: mitochondrion. Lineage: Eukaryota; Metazoa; Arthropoda; Arachnida; Sarcoptiformes; Pyroglyphidae.
ACUCGUCAUUUUUUAAAUUAUUCCAUUCACAUAAAUACAAAAAGAUUGAUAUUUUCACGAAAAUUUUCUACCAAAUCAUUAUAUUUUGCUGAUGAAUUUGAUUCAAAUGAAGAGCGAUUCAAUAAAGUUUUGAUUGCCAAUCGUGGUGAAAUAGCAUGUCGUGUAAUUCGAACAUGUAAAUCGAUGGGUAUUAAAACUGUUGCCAUUUACAGUGAAAUCGAUUCCCGGGCACUUCAUGUUCAACAUGCAGAUGAAGCUUAUUGUGUUGGACCAGCACCUUCUUCACAAAGUUAUCUAAAUGUUGAUGCUAUAUUAGAUGUGAUUAAAAAAAGUGGCACUGAAGCUGUCCAUCCUGGUUAUGGUUUCUUAUCGGAAAAUACAGAUUUUGCCAAAAAAUUAGAUGAUAUGGGCAUCGUGUUUGUCGGUCCUAAUUCACAUUCUGUACAUGCAAUGGGUGAUAAAAUUGAAAGUAAAUUGAUUGCUAAUAAAGCCAAAGUGAAUACGAUACCCGGUUUUGAAGGCAUUAUCAAAGACGCUGAACAUUGUGUUCAAUUAGCACGUGAAAUCGGUUAUCCGGUAAUGAUAAAAGCUUCAGCUGGUGGUGGCGGUAAAGGUAUGCGAAUGGCCUAUAAUGAUCAAGAAGCAUAUGAAGGAUUUCGUUUCAAAAAUGAAGCAAUUUCCAGUUUCAAUGAUGAUCGAUUAUUGAUCGAAAAAUUUAUCGAAGAACCUAGACAUAUCGAAAUACAAGUUUUAUGUGAUAAACAUGGAAAUGGAAUCCAUUUGAACGAACGUGAAUGUUCGAUUCAACGUAGAAAUCAGAAAGUAAUUGAAGAAGCACCAAGUACUUUUCUGGACCCGUCGCUACGAAAAUCAAUGGGCGAACAAGCAAUAGCAUUGGCCAAAAAUGUUGGAUAUGAUUCAGCCGGAACGGUAGAAUUUCUUGUUGAUAAGAAUAAACAUUUUUACUUUCUCGAAAUGAAUACUCGUCUACAAGUCGAACAUCCUAUUACUGAAUAUACUUGUGGUAUCGAUAUUGUACAUCAAAUGUUACGUGUAGCUAAAGGACAUAAACUAAAACAUACCCAAAAGGAUAUCGAAUUACGUGGUUGGGCAUUCGAAUCACGUGUUUAUGCGGAAAAUCCAUAUAAAAAUUUUGGUCUACCAUCAAUCGGUCGAUUAACACGUUAUCGUGAACCAACAUUCAUCGAUAAUGUUCGAUGUGAUAGUGGUGUAACCGAAGGAAGCGAUAUUAAUAUCUAUUAUGAUCCAUUAAUCUGUAAACUAAUAACAUAUGGAAAAGAUCGUAAUGAAGCAUUAGCAACAAUGGCCAAAUCAUUGGAUAAUUAUGUUAUACGUGGCUUAACGCACAAUAUUCCAUUAUUACGCGAUAUAAUUACUGAACCAAAUUUUGUUGAUGGUCAUAUUGAUACAAAAUAUUUACCACGAAUCUAUCCAGAUGGAUUCAAAGGUAAUCAUAUGAAUAGUGAAAGUAUAAAUUCAUUGGUAGCAAUUGCUGCAUCAAUGUUUCUACGAAAAUAUUAUCGUUCCAAACAUUAUGUUGAAAAUGAUACCAUUCCAUUGGAUGAAGAAUCAAUCAAAAAACAUACAUUAUAUGUUGAUCUAAGUGAAAAUCUGAAUAUUGCCGAUCAACAAGUAAUGAAAACAGAUAUUGAAUUUAAUGAAAAUUCUAAUCAAUUUAAAAUUAAUAUUGGCGAAGAAUUUAUCGCUGAACUUCCAUCAAACUUUUCACUUGCAUCAUUAACAUUGGAUUUUAAGAUUAAUGAAAAAAUUUACACUGUACAAUUGAUUUCCUUUGGUCACGAUGGAUAUUGCCAAAUUCAAUUUGAAGGAACAAUUUUCAACAUUCGAGUUUUGAAUGAAAAAUCCUAUAAAUAUUUGCAAAUGAUUCCACCUAAACCAAAGAUUGAUGCUAGUAAGAUUAUUAAAUCACCAAUGCCUGGUGUUGUUAAAUCGAUUGCCGUACAGAUUGAUGAUAUGGUAAAUGAAGGCCAAGAACUGUGUGUAAUCGAAGCAAUGAAAAUGCAAAACAGUAUGAUUGCUGAAUCAAGCGGUAAAGUUUGCAAAAUUAAUUGCAAAAUUGGUGACACUGUUGAAGGGGAACAAAUUUUAUUACAAUUGGAAUAGAAUCAGAGGGGCAACCAAAAAAAAAAAAAGAAGAUAUAAAAUGUUUUGCAUAAAAAUUUUUGAUUUUUUUUAAU